Molecule: messenger RNA, 959 nt
Organism: Trichechus manatus latirostris (Florida manatee)
Lineage: Eukaryota; Metazoa; Chordata; Mammalia; Sirenia; Trichechidae
Gene: RPL6
Product: ribosomal protein L6
Exons: 7
Coding region: 55-918 (287 amino acids)
Biological process (GO): ribosomal large subunit assembly; cytoplasmic translation
Cellular component (GO): cytosolic large ribosomal subunit; ribosome
Molecular function (GO): structural constituent of ribosome; RNA binding
Source: RefSeq, a predicted model, not a curated record
UGAUUCCUUAUAGACCGGAAGUUAAGACCUUAGUUCUCUUUCCCAUCUUGCAAGAUGGCGGGUGAAAAGGCUGAGAAGCCGGACCCUAAGGAGAAGAAACCUGAAGCCAAGAAAGAUGCCAGUGGCAAGGCUAAGAAGGCUAACCUCAAGGGCAAAAAGCCCAAGAAGGGGAAGCCCCACUGCAGCCGAAAUCCUGUCCUAGUCAGAGGAAUUGGCAGAUAUUCCCGAUCGGCCAUGUAUUCCAGAAAGGCCAUGUACAAGAGGAAGUAUUCAGCAGCUAAAUCCAGGAUUGAAAAGAAGAAGAAGGAGAAAGUUCUUGCUACUGUCACAAAACCAGUUGGUGGUGACAAGAAUGGUGGUACUCGAGUGGUUAAACUUCGCAAAAUGCCUAGGUAUUACCCUACUGAAGAUGUGCCUCGGAAGCUGUUGAGCCACGGCAAAAAACCCUUCAGUCAGCAUGUUAGAAAACUGCGAUCUAGCAUCACUCCCGGGACCGUUCUCAUCAUCCUCACUGGGCGCCACAGAGGCAAGAGAGUGAUUUUCCUGAAGCAGCUGGACAGUGGCUUGCUACUUGUGACAGGACCUCUGUCCCUCAAUCGAGUUCCUCUGCGUAGAACACACCAGAAAUUUGUCAUUGCCACCUCCACCAAAAUUGAUAUCAGUGGUGUGAAAAUCCCAAAACAUCUCACGGAUGCUUACUUCAAGAAGAAGAAGCUGCGGAAGCCCAGACACCAAGAAGGCGAGAUCUUUGACACAGAGAAAGAGAAAUACGAGGUUACAGAGCAGCGCAAGAUUGAUCAGAAAGCUGUAGACUCACAAAUUAUGCCAAAAAUCAAAGCCAUUCCCCAGCUCCAAGGCUACCUGCGUUCUUUGUUCGCUCUCACAAAUGGAGUUUAUCCUCACAAAUUGGUGUUCUAGAUUUCUUGCAAAGAACCUAAUUAAAUAAGUGAUACAUUUAA